ACCUAAUACACCUGUCAAAAUUCAAAAAUGAAGUUACCAUAAUUCUGAGAGCUUUUGUUUCGCGUGCACAGUUUGAAGUUUGGUGCCGUUCUGUCGGGAUCAGUUUGAUAAAAGUAAGGAUUAUUUAUUUAUAAGUAAUUUAAAAAUGCGCGAGUGCAUAUCUAUACAUGGAGGGCAGGCCGGCGUACAGAUCGGUAAUGCGUGCUGGGAGCUGUACUGCCUGGAGCACGGGAUCCAGCCCGACGGGCAAAUGCCCUCCGACAAGACCGUGGGCGGCGGCGACGACUCCUUCAACACGUUCUUCAGCGAGACGGGAGCGGGAAAGCACGUCCCGAGGGCCGUGUUCAUAGACCUGGAGCCAACAGUAGUGGACGAGGUGCGGACGGGCACGUACCGACAGUUGUUCCACCCCGAGCAGCUGAUCACGGGCAAAGAGGAUGCGGCCAACAACUACGCGCGCGGACAUUACACCAUCGGCAAGGAGAUCGUGGACCUGGUUCUCGACCGCGUGCGCAAGCUGGCCGACCAGUGCACCGGCCUGCAGGGCUUCCUUAUCUUCCACUCGUUCGGCGGCGGCACCGGCUCCGGCUUCGCCUCCCUUCUCAUGGAACGCCUCUCGGUCGACUACGGCAAGAAAUCGAAGCUGGAAUUCGCGAUCUACCCGGCUCCCCAGAUCUCCACGGCCGUCGUGGAACCGUACAACUCGAUUCUAACGACACAUACGACGCUGGAACACUCCGACGCCGCGUUCAUGGUGGACAACGAGGCCAUCUACGAUAUUUGCAGAAGAAAUUUGGACAUCGAGAGACCGACAUACACAAACCUGAACAGGUUGAUCGGGCAAAUCGUGUCGUCGAUCACGGCAUCGUUGAGAUUCGACGGAGCACUGAACGUGGAUUUGACCGAGUUUCAGACAAACUUGGUGCCGUACCCUCGCAUCCACUUCCCGCUGGUGACGUACGCGCCGGUGAUAUCUGCGGAGAAGGCGUACCACGAGCAGCUGUCCGUGGCGGAGAUCACGAACGCGUGCUUCGAGCCCGCAAAUCAAAUGGUGAAGUGCGACCCCCGGCAUGGCAAGUACAUGGCGUGCUGCAUGCUCUAUCGAGGGGACGUGGUGCCAAAAGACGUAAACGCAGCGAUCGGAACGAUCAAGACGAAACGUACAAUCCAGUUCGUUGAUUGGUGCCCCACUGGAUUCAAAGUGGGCAUAAACUACCAGCCACCGACGGUGGUACCCGGCGGCGAUCUAGCGAAGGUCCAGCGCGCUGUUUGCAUGCUGUCAAACACGACAGCCAUAGCGGAAGCGUGGUCGCGCCUCAACCACAAAUUCGACCUGAUGUACGCCAAGCGAGCUUUCGUACAUUGGUAUGUCGGCGAGGGAAUGGAGGAAGGGGAGUUCUCUGAAGCUCGCGAGGACCUGGCGGCCCUCGAGAAAGAUUACGAGGAGGUGGGCAUGGACUCCGGCGAAGGAGAGGGCGAAGGCGGCGAAGAAUACUAAUUUUUGUUUUUUUUUUUUAUUUUAUAGGGCUAUAUUUCAUCUCGCUUAGGUCUAAAAUGUUGUAAUUAUGAUUUAGUAAUGUCUAAUUAAUUGGGUAAUUUUAAAAUAAAUUAUGAAAGUGAAUUUGGUACUUUGGUUUUUAUUGUGCUUCUUAAUUUUAUUAUUCGAAAUGUCCCUUCAUUCUCACUUACGUUGGACAGUUCUAUUGACCCAAGUAAUAGGAUUUUUUAUCACACUUGUACUGUUAACAGAACUGGUAUUCCCAGGAUUCUAAACAAAACUUGGAAGAAUAGAAUCGGGGCAUUUUUCAAUAUAAUGAUUUUAUAGAAGGAAAACUACAAUUAGCAUAUUAAAUAAAACUAGUUUUUACGGGUUACAUGUACUGAAUUUAUUUAUUUAUUGAUGUUAUUAUGUUAUUUAUGUUAUUUAAUGACCUAAGAAACAAAUAUGGCAUAUUAAAGUUACCAACAAACCAUAAGCGCAUAUUCAUCAUUCCUCAAAUUUCUUAAGAUUUAUAAAUCGAGCAAAUCAAUGCUUACCAAUUAAUAUAUUAUUUAUUUAGACUGAGAAAUUUGUCCUAAAUCUUUGAUAAUUUCACCACUUUCUGAACCUAAAGUAGUUUUUAAAAUCUUUUGUUAAUGUUUAUAGAUAUUAAGCUUAUGUAACAGUUGGUAACGGUUGUUGAGUACCAAAAAAAAGGUAAAUUAAAAAAAUCAA
This is a messenger RNA of Chilo suppressalis (striped riceborer), 2215 nucleotides long. Lineage: Eukaryota; Metazoa; Arthropoda; Insecta; Lepidoptera; Crambidae. The record is from the annotation of a GenBank genome assembly.